Mollisia scopiformis is the source of this 258-nucleotide messenger RNA. RefSeq lists its product as uncharacterized. The transcript is spliced from 2 exons. The coding region runs from base 1 to 258 and encodes 85 amino acids. NCBI's taxonomy places the organism in Eukaryota, Fungi, Ascomycota, Leotiomycetes, Helotiales, Mollisiaceae. The record is from RefSeq and is a predicted model, not a curated record.
AUGACAGUUUGGGGUUAUCCUGUGUUGCUGGAUUGGGCUUUGGGAAUGACGCUCAUAACAUUGGUUACUGUUGCUCAACUGUCGACGCUUCCGAAGCUCAUUGCCUUUGUAAGCGGUUUGAUUAUCAGUGUUAGAUCUUUGGGUGAAACUAUUAGUAUUGCAGUGUAUAAUGCCGUCUUCACUACCGCUACCCUGCACAUGGGAGACAAUGUUGGUAAAGCAGCUGCUGAAGCUGGACUUCCGACAGCGUCGAUUUAA